This is a messenger RNA of Pomacea canaliculata, 1317 nucleotides long. RefSeq names its product thioredoxin-like protein 1. Lineage: Eukaryota; Metazoa; Mollusca; Gastropoda; Architaenioglossa; Ampullariidae. The record is from RefSeq and is a predicted model, not a curated record. Bases 98 to 964 code for a protein of 288 amino acids. The transcript has 10 exons.
ACUUUAGCCUGUUGCUCAGAAUAGCUUCCCCUCCCAACCCGUUUACGUGCUCUGGAAUUCUCUUCGGUUACAUUUAGUAACUUGCUAUCAUUUCAAAAUGUCGAAUGUAAGAAUAAUAACAGACGACACACAGUUUAGUUCGGAAUUGACUAAUGCAGGAACUAGGCUAGUGAUCGCAGACUUUUUUGCUACAUGGUGUGGACCAUGUCGCCAAAUAGCCCCAAAAUUUGCAGAGUUCAGCGCAUCAUACUCAAAAGCCUUAUUCCUGAAAGUUGAUGUUGACCAAUGUCCGGAAACAGCUCAAGGUCAGGGUGUAACAGCAAUGCCUACUUUCAUCUUUUACCGCAACAAGGUAAAGAUAGACUCACUUCGUGGUGCAGACCCUGGUGCUUUGGAAGAAAAGAUUAGAAAGUGGUAUCAGGAAGAUGAAGAAGAAGGAGAAGGUGAUAUACCUGUAAAAGGGCAUAUGGACCUUUCAUCAUUUAUUAAUAAGUCACAAUGUGAAUGUCUCAAUGAAUCAGAUGAUCAUCCUCUUGCGCAUGCCUUUGCAGCGAAAGGUGGUUUCCUGGAGUCAGACUGUGAUGAACAGCUCAUCAUAAACAUAGGCUUCAAUCAGGCUGUGAAAAUCCACUCGAUGCGUUUGGAAGCUCCAGCUGACAAGGGCCCAAAGACAGUGAAAUUGUUUAUCAACCAGCCACACACGCUGGAUUUUGAUCAGGCAGAUGGCAUGGCACCAGUCCAACAAAUAGAUUUGACACCAGAAGACAUGAGGGAAGGAGCAGUUAUUCCACUUAAGUUUGUCAAGUUCCAGAAUGUCCAAAGCAUCACGCUGUUUGUGAAAGACAAUCAAGCAGGCUCAGAAAACACACAGAUUGAUUAUCUAACAUUUUUGGGCUCUCCAGUGUGCACAACAAACAUGCAAGAUUUUAAGCGGGUGGCUGGUAAGAAAGGAGAAAGUCACUGAGAUGCUGAUAUUACAAAUCAAAUGUUCUGAACAGUGCACGGUAUGUGUUGAGUGUAUGCUACAUCCAGAAAAUAACUGCUUCAAGAAGAGAUUGUAGGAAAGACCUUUCACAUAGCAAAGUCCAAGGUUUCUGUGAUGUCAGUCUGAACUGAAUAAUUCUAUAAACCAUGAUCAUAUACUUGUUGGACGAAAAACAAAUAUUUGAACUAAAGGCUGUUUAUAUUAAGCAUUCUGCAGCUUUUGAGAAUAUGUGAUCAUGAUAUAUGAACUUAACUGUUGAUGUUAAGAUGCCUGAUGGAUGCACAUUCUUCAGUUACAUAAUAAAAAUAAAAAAUCAAUAACAAGUGAAAAUA